Aspergillus ochraceoroseus IBT 24754 is the source of this 2829-nucleotide messenger RNA. RefSeq names its product cleavage polyadenylation factor subunit YSH1 (gene ysh1). Gene Ontology annotation, biological process: mRNA 3'-end processing by stem-loop binding and cleavage. The transcript is spliced from 6 exons. The coding region runs from base 322 to 2829 and encodes 835 amino acids. The record is from RefSeq and is a predicted model, not a curated record. Gene Ontology annotation, molecular function: 5'-3' exonuclease activity; RNA binding; RNA endonuclease activity. Lineage: Eukaryota; Fungi; Ascomycota; Eurotiomycetes; Eurotiales; Aspergillaceae. Gene Ontology annotation, cellular component: mRNA cleavage and polyadenylation specificity factor complex.
GACGGGGAUGUGCCAAAAAAACAAGUGAGGUUAUUUGAAUGUGAGAAUUCCUCGGGAUAUACCGAAUUGAAGGUUCCUACACAUAAAGCCUGUUCGUUCAGCCACACCAAGAGUCCUGGUCAUUGCCAUGGCGCGCGGACUUUGCGCUCAUUGAGAUCGGUCACCCAUUGCACACGACACACAUUUGUGGAGGAGCUGUCUCAAGUUGGCGCUUUUUCAUCUGAUAUUCUUUCCCAACAGUCUUACUUGUAUUGUUCAAUUGUUGGAUUUUGACAAUACCCCUUUCACGCCCACUCCUGAAACCUUCAUACGCGUUAGACCAUGGCGACAAAGCGAAAGGCUUCGGCGCUGAAUGCCGCCGUCGAGGAGCUUGUCGACCCCUCAGAUGAGCUGGCUUUUUACUGUUUGGGAGGCGGGAAUGAGGUCGGACGGUCAUGCCAUAUUAUUCAGUAUAAAGGGAAGACGGUUAUGCUUGAUGCUGGUAUGCAUCCGGCCAAGGAGGGAUUCUCUGCGCUCCCCUUUUUUGAUGAAUUUGACUUGAGUACGGUGGAUAUCCUCUUGAUCAGCCAUUUUCACGUCGACCACUCCUCUGCGCUCCCUUAUGUGCUCAGCAAGACUAAUUUUAAGGGUCGCGUGUUUAUGACACAUGCGACGAAGGCCAUUUACAAGUGGCUGAUCCAAGAUAAUGUGCGCGUCAACAAUACAGCCUCAUCGUCGGACCAACGUACCACAUUAUAUACUGAACAUGACCACUUAUCCACACUUCCGUUAAUCGAAACCAUCGAUUUCAAUACAACACACACUAUCAACAGCAUCCGCAUUACCCCUUUCCCCGCCGGCCACGUUCUUGGCGCAGCUAUGUUUUUGGUUUCCAUAGCUGGAUUGAACAUUCUCUUCACCGGGGACUAUUCUCGUGAGGAGGACCGACAUUUGAUUCCUGCUGAGGUACCUCGAGGAAUAAAAAUAGAUGUCCUGAUCACUGAGUCUACGUUUGGAAUUUCCUCUAAUCCCCCUCGACUGGAACGUGAAGCGGCUCUGAUGAAGUCAAUAACUGGUGUGUUGAACCGUGGAGGGCGAGUCUUGAUGCCUGUAUUUGCCCUCGGUCGAGCUCAGGAGCUGCUCCUCAUUCUUGAUGAGUAUUGGGAAACGCACCCUGAGUUACAAAAGGUGCCGAUUUACUAUAUAGGAAAUACGGCUCGAAGAUGCAUGGUUGUUUAUCAAACGUACAUUGGAGCGAUGAACGAUAAUAUUAAAAGAUUGUUCCGUCAGCGGAUGGCAGAAGCAGAAGCUAGCGGCGACAAAAGUGUCAGCGUGGGACCCUGGGAUUUCAGGUUUGUUCGAAGUCUACGCAGCCUCGAACGCUUUGACGAUGUUGGAGGCUGUGUUAUGCUUGCGUCGCCUGGCAUGUUGCAGACAGGAACAAGUAGGGAGCUGCUUGAAAGGUGGGCUCCAAACGAACGCAAUGGCGUUGUUAUGACAGGUUACAGUGUCGAGGGCACAAUGGCGAAACAGCUGCUGAACGAACCUGAUCAAAUUCCUGCGGUAAUGUCAAGAACAACCACCGGAAUCGGCCGUAGCCGUAUGGGAGCCAAUGACGAGGAGCAAAAGAUUAUGAUUCCCCGACGAUGUACUGUGGACGAGAUCUCCUUCGCAGCUCACGUGGAUGGUGUUGAGAACCGAACCUUUAUUGAGGAAGUUGCAGCACCUGUUGUGAUCCUCGUUCAUGGAGAGAAACAUCAAAUGAUGCGACUCAAAUCAAAGCUACUCAGUCUGAACGUCGAUAAGACCGUUAAGGUCAAAGUCUACACUCCAGCUAAUUGUGAAGAAGUCCGUAUUCCUUUCAAGAAAGACAAGAUUGCCAAAGUUGUUGGUAGGUUGGCGCAAAUGGAAGCACCUCUCGACGAAGAUGACGGCUCUCUCAUGGCUGGUGUUUUGGUUCAAAACGGAUUCGAUCUCUCACUAAUGGCUCCUGAUGACCUGCGCGAGUAUGCUGGCCUAGCUACCACGACUAUCACAUGUAAACAGCAUAUCACCUUAAGUUCAGCAAGCAUGGACUUGAUUAAAUGGGCCCUUGAAGGUACAUUUGGCGCUAUUGAAGAAAUUGGCAAUUCUCAGGAAAGCAAAGUCAAAAAGGAACUCUCAGAAGACACCUCAUCAGAGCCUAACGGAGAUAAGCAACAACUGAAAGAUGAACAUGCGGAUGAGGAGAUCCCCAUGGAAGAGUCGCAAGCAUACCUGAUUAUGGGCUGUGUUAUCAUUCGAUACCACCCUCGUACCCGAGAGGUAGAGCUUCAGUGGGAAGGCAAUAUGAUGAAUGAUGGUGUGGCAGAUGCAGUUAUGGCAGUUCUUCUUACUGUUGAGAGCAGUCCUGCCUCUGUGAAGCAAUCUGCCAAGUUAAAGCACUGUCAUCACCACCAUGACGGUGGCCUAGAGCUUGCCAAUCCACAUAGUCAACAAGAUGCAGAGGAGCGCUUCGCUCGUCUUCUCAUGAUGCUUGAAGCGCAAUUCGGAUCCGAUAUCGCUCCUAUUGAACGCCCACGAUUGCUCCCGAAAAGUCUUACGAAUGGCUCCGCAAAGAGUGAGACCGACACCCUAGAGCAAACCCCUUCAAAAGACGGCAAGGACGCCCAAGAUGAAGCAGCGACUGCGAAGCUUGAAGCGGCCGAACUGGCUCGCCUGCAAGCUCAAGGUAUUCCAGUCCCUGGUAUUGAGAUCAAGGUUGAUAAGCACAUCGCAAGGAUAUGGCUGGAAGAUCUUGAGGUUGAGCAUGUGGUCAACGGGGUCUUCUUCAACUACGGUUACGAAUGGGGGAGGGAGAGAGCCCACUAA